AUGUUGCUCGCGCGUGCUCUCGGUUUCUCUGCUGCUCCUCCUUGCUACCCUGCUGUGGAAGCACGUCUCUCGGCGGCGGCGGCGGCGAUUACCAGGGGUGAUUUCCCGGAGGGCUUCGUCUUCGGCGCCGGCACAUCGGCUUACCAGGUAGGAGUAGGAGUACUGCUCUUAGUUCCUGGCAAUGGGAAGCGAAUGAGAGUGACGGAGGUGGUGUUGAAAUCAGUCUUGUUCGUGCAGGUUGAAGGCGCAUGGGCAGAGGACGGGAAGAAGCCCAGCAUCUGGGACACAUACACGCGCAGUGGCUAUUCGAUUGACCAUGCGACUGGAGAUGUGGCUGCGGAUCAGUAUCACCAUUACAAGGAAGAUGUGAAGCUAAUGCAUGACAUGGGGUUGGACGCGUACAGGUUCUCAAUUGCCUGGUCAAGGCUUAUUCCAGAUGGGCGGGGUGCUGUGAACCCAAAGGGGUUGGAGUACUACAACAGCCUCAUACACGAACUCCUCAGAUAUGGAAUACAGCCUCACGUGACCAUCUAUCACUUCGACCUCCCCCAGGCUCUUCAGGAUGAAUACAACGGCCUGCUGAGUCCUAGAAUCAUGAGCUUCGGCGACAGGGUGAAGCACUGGAGCACGGUGAACGAGCCCAACAUCGAGCCCCUCGGCGGCUACGACCAAGGCUACCUCCCGCCGCGCCGCUGCUCCUUCCCAUUCGGGCUCGGCGUCCCCUGCACCCGUGGCAACUCCACGACGGAGCCGUACGCCGUCGCCCACCACCUCCUGCUCGCGCAUGCGUCGGCUGUCUCCCUCUGCAGACGCAAGUACCAGGGUGAGCAAGGAGGCCGGAUUGGGCUCACAUUGCUGGCCUGGUGGUACGAGCCGGCCACACGGAAACCGGAGGACGUAGAAGCAGCUGCAAGAGCAAAUGACUUCACAAUCGGAUGGUUCAUGCAUCCCUUGGUGUACGGCGACUAUCCACCCGUGAUGAGGAGGAACGUGGGGUCAAGGCUGCCGGUGUUGACGGCGCAGGAGUCGGCCAUGGUGCGCGGGUCAUUCGACUUCGUUGGGAUCAACCAGUACGGUGCACUCUUGGUUGAAGCAGACCUGGGCCAGCUCAAACGGGAGCUCAGAGACUAUUACGGCGACGCCGCUAUCAACUUUGUCACACUACCGUUUCAGAGCACAAUGAGGAACCACCAGGAGCGUCAACUUGGGCUGAGGAACAAUGAGGCGCCAUGGGCUCUGAGCAAAGUGUUGGAACACCUGCAGAUUCAGUACGGGAACCCUCCGGUGAUGAUCCACGAGAACGGAGCUGGGCACGAGCCGGACCCGUCCGGCGGCUUCCUGUACGACGACGAGUUCAGGGCACAUUUCCUGCAGGCCUACAUCCAAGCGGCGCUCGGGUCCGUCAGGAACGGGUCGGACGUGCGCGGCUACUUCGUGUGGUCCUUCAUGGACGUGUUCGAGUAUCUGUUCGCCUACAGGUUCCGCUUCGGCCUCUAUGGUGUCGACUUCGCCGCCGAGGACCGCACCAGGUACGCUCGGAGCUCCGCGCGAUGGUACGCUGGCUUCCUCCGCGGCGGCGGCGACCUCACUCCGGCGCCGCCUCUGGGAGACGGACACGGCUCCACCUAUUCGGAGUGA
This is a messenger RNA of Miscanthus lutarioriparius, 1638 nucleotides long. The record is from the annotation of a GenBank genome assembly. NCBI's taxonomy places the organism in Eukaryota, Viridiplantae, Streptophyta, Magnoliopsida, Poales, Poaceae.